AUGCAUGAGAGGCUAGCAUCAGUCACCUACCGAGCCCUCCGAGACGCCACUACCUCCCCCGUCAUGAAGCUCAUUAUUUUCGCCGCAGUUGUAUCAGUCUGCUUAGCUGACAAACUGCCCAGUCACUUCGGCUAUGCCUCUCCACAACCUUCUUCAGCCUUCAGCCACAGGUCGCGACCUGCAUCUCGCCCUUCCUUUUCUGCCCCAAGACCUGCUCCCCAGCCAACCUACUCCGCACCGAGGUCUGCUCCCGGUCCAGUAGUGCCCAUCCUUGUGGACGACCGCGUCCACCCCGACGCAGGCGCUUACAGCUUCAACGUUGAGACCGGUGACGGCAUCUCACGCCAGGAAAGUGGAUCGCCUGUUCCCGCCAAGGAGGGUCCCGUCACGGCCAUGUCUGGCUCCUACUCCUUCACCCUCCCUGACGGACAACGGUUUGAGCUUCGUUAUGUGGCUGACGAGAACGGCUUCCAGCCUCAGUCAGCCUUCCUGCCCGUGGCCCCAGCCUUCCCUCACCCCAUCCCCGCCCACGCCCUUGAGCAGAUCGAGCGCGCCCGUCAGGAGGAUGCUGCUCGCCUACGUCAAGGACCUUCUCAGGGAUACAGUGCGCCUUCCCGGCCUUCUCGCCCUUCUAAUUCCUAUGGCUUUCCUCAAUCCCACAAGGCAGAGGAUUGUCUUGCAUUGACUCUACCUUCUUUUUGUGAAAGCGAGCUGUCUCACACCACUGGAGAGGGCAUUCCAACGACACUGUAUAGCGUCGGCAAAACAGGGAAAGUGGCAGUUACCAGUUAUAAGCUACAGUGUUCAAUUGGCUAUCAGCAUCGGCUCUUAGUCACAAUACAUGACUUGCGUGAGUGGAACUGCCUGUGUCUCCUUGACCAUGACAUUUACACUCGAAAUCUAAGACAUGUGGGACCAACACCAGUGAUCAUGGCUGUCUCAGUUCACACAAGCAAUGAGACAGGGGGAGGCGCGUCGGUGGCCAAAUUUGCUUGUAAUCUUCCUGCAACAUCAUGUAAAAACGAAAGCUCAUCAGCCAUUCGACCCACCAAACCCUCCGUCAUCAUGAAGAUUUUUGUUUUCGCCGCAGUUGUAUCAGUCUGCUUGGCUGACAAACUGCCUAGUCACUUCGGCUAUGCCUCUCCACAACCUUCUUCAGCCUUCAGCCACAGGUCGCGACCUGCAUCUCGCCCUUCCUUUUCUGCCCCAAGACCUGCUCCCCAGCCAACCUACUCUGCCCCGAGAUCUGCUCCUGGCCCAGUAGUGCCCAUCCUUGUGGACGACCGCGUCCACCCCGACGCAGGCGCUUACAGCUUCAACGUUGAGACCGGUGACGGCAUCUCACGCCAGGAAAGUGGAUCGCCUAUUCCCGCCAAGGAGGGUCCCGUCACGGCCAUGUCUGGCUCCUACUCCUUCACCCUCCCUGACGGACAACAGUUUGAGCUUCGUUAUGUGGCUGACGAGAACGGCUUCCAGCCUCAGUCAGCCUUCCUGCCCGUGGCCCCAGCCUUCCCUCACCCCAUCCCCGCCCACGCCCUUGAGCAGAUCGAGCGCGCCCGUCAGGAGGAUGCUGCUCGCUCCCGCCAAGGAUCUUCUCAGGCAUACAGCGCCCCUUCCCGCCCCUCGCGCCCCUCCAACUCCUAUGGCUUCCCUCAGUAAUAAAGAAGCAAUAUUCGCCGAUAUGUAAUAUCUGUUUACGAUAUUUAUGAAUUUCUCGAUACUUUUUUCAA
Messenger RNA from Penaeus indicus, 1730 nucleotides. RefSeq lists its product as uncharacterized. The record is from RefSeq and is a predicted model, not a curated record. Gene Ontology annotation, cellular component: chitin-based extracellular matrix. Gene Ontology annotation, molecular function: structural constituent of chitin-based larval cuticle. The transcript is spliced from 10 exons. NCBI's taxonomy places the organism in Eukaryota, Metazoa, Arthropoda, Malacostraca, Decapoda, Penaeidae. The coding region runs from base 1 to 1659 and encodes 552 amino acids.